Messenger RNA from Gasterosteus aculeatus aculeatus (three-spined stickleback), 1608 nucleotides. RefSeq names its product WD repeat domain 53 (gene wdr53). Gene Ontology annotation, molecular function: protein binding. The record is from RefSeq and is a predicted model, not a curated record. NCBI's taxonomy places the organism in Eukaryota, Metazoa, Chordata, Actinopteri, Perciformes, Gasterosteidae.
UAAAAGGCAUACAAAAUAACGCGGAUGACGUCAUCAGUGAGCGACCCGCCCCACAUGGCGAACAGCUGAAGUUUUGACGAACUCGCUAAGGGUCGGUAUGGCCAGGAGGUGGUCUGAGGGCCACUCCACGUCCAUCCUGUGUGUUGGCGUGUCUCCGGGCCCCGAGAGCCUCCUCGCUUCAGGCUCUGAGAGUGGCGAGGUCACAGUGUGGAGCCAGGAGGGGAACGUCGCAGGCCGUCUCACUCUCCCCGGUGGAGAGGACAGCACGAGCGUCGUCUUUUCUCCAGCAGCUCCAAGCCAGCUGUACGUGUCUCACGGAGACUCUGUGAGCGUGCUCGACCCCCGGAACCUCAAGGGCCCGGUGGAGGAGUUCCAGGGUGCCGGCGAGGAGGAGAUUAACGCUUUGGCUCUGAACGAUACGGGUUCAGUCCUGGCGGUUGCUGAUGACUCCGGAGCGGUCCGGGUGCUGGAGCUUCCUGGGGGGAAAGUAUGCAGGACUCUUCGUAGACACACAAACAUCUGUUCCUCUGUGGCUUUUCGACCUCACAGACCCAAUAACCUGGUGUCUGCUGGACUAGACAUGCAGGUGAUGCUGUGGGGUCUGCAGAAGACGCGGCCCCUUUGGACCCUCAACCUGCAGGACGUGACGGAGGAAGAAGACGACCAUCAGCAGCGUCCCGGUCAGCUUUUCAACCCGCCGCUGGUCCACUGCGUGUCUGUGGCGAGUUGUGGGAACGUCGUGGCCUGUGCGGCAGGGGACGGGCGGGUGCACCUGAUGCGGAUCGGCAGCGGCUCUAAACUGGAACAGCAGGGAGCAGUCAAGGCCCACAGCCAGGGAGCCUCACAAGCCCACUUUGUCAGCUUCCUCUCCCACCCUCACUGGCUCGUCUCCGGGGGGAACGACGGCCAGGUGGCCCUGUGGGACCUCAGUAAGCACCCGUUGGUGACUCGGGAGGCAAAGGCCCAAACUAAAGUGGCCCCACGGAGGAAGCGGAAGAGCAAGGCGAAGAGGAAAGAUCCGGGUCACCACGACGCGACUAAGGUUGAUACCGAGAAGGAGGAAGCGGAGGAGGAAGUGGCUGCCGGUGCAGAGGAGGUGACGGAGAAGAAGGCCGGGCCCAAGCUGAGCAUCAGUCAUGGGGACAAGGUGAACUGGUUGUGCCCUGCUGUGCUGAGAGGAGAAGCCAGUGUGGUGGUGGCAGAUCAGAGCUCCUGUCUGACGGUUUACCCUCUGGCUCAACUAUAGAUUCAGCAUCUUUCCUUUUAGUUCUCACGGUUGCGGUACAAAGUCUUGACUGGUUAUUAGGUUACAGUGUGGUUGGUUCAAUUGAAGCAUCAUUACUUUUUCUGGACUGUCUGGUCUUUGGAUGGUAUGAUCUAGUUCUCCUUUUAAUAAAGCUUGAACUUAAGGGCGGAAAACAAAUAACUGUUUCAGAAAGAACUGGAAAGUUAUGUUUCUAGAACAAGUUCAAACUAUACAUGUAAUUCUUUCAGGGACUCGUUCCAUGAAAGAUUUACUGAGACUAACUGCUGUUUUUGGUUUAUUUGUGGGUGAUCCUAUGAAAUUAUAAUGAUUUUGCAAUAAAUCCAUUUUGUGGACUGUAAAAU